AUAAUGCCGCGUUAGUUCUGUUCUUUUCCAGAAAUUUCCCGUUGGGGAGGAGACCCAAGCGGAGGCUGAGGCGGAGACCCCGCUCUCGACGAUUUUCUCGCCGCCGGCGGAGAACCUGCUCUCGGCGCCGGUGGUUUUUCUUGCUUGUGUGCUUCUCUUCAUCCACUCGUGUCCAUCGUGCCCGUAGCUGAUCUGCUUUUACCUUGCUCUCUUCUAAAAUUUCCAGAUGCCACUUAUUUGCAAACGAAAGAUGCCACGUAGAACAAUUGACAUCUCAUCUGAGGAAUCUGAGGGUAACUCUAUAAAUUCUGAAAGUGACACAUGCACAGGGUCAGAUGAAGAUUAUCACAUUGAUGAGGUUUUGGAAGCACUCAAUAUAUCUGGAUUUGACAAUAUGCUUCAUGAGCUUUACAGUAAGAAGGGUAUAAAAAAGAAGGGAGCGCACAAUGAAACUAAAUUGGAUAAAAUGUUGUAUGCACUUUUCAAGAAGGAUGUCAUUCAAAAGAUGAAAAAGGAAUUAGUGAGUACUUCUAAGAAUGUUCGACACAAGCCUAAGAUCCAUAAAGGAAAAGCCGCCUCGAAGACUGACACAUCAUUCAUAAGAUUUUCUGCUAAAUAUUUUGCAGAAGUUGUGUCUAAACUUCCCGAGGAGAAGAAAAUUGUGAUUAAGAAUUUUGGUUUUCAUUCUUUGCUUUUGUUUGACUCAAGCUUUAUUCCAAAAAAAAUUGCGACUUGGAUUGUGAAAAAAGUGGAUUUAAAGACUUCUGAGAUUGUGUUGGGUGACAAGGUGAUCCCGGUCAACAAAGAAGCUGUCCAUGCUAUUCUUGAUCUUCCAAUUGGUGGUUCAGAAUUUGGGAAAAACUAUGAACAUGGAAGACAAUUCAUUUUAUCCAAAUUUGGAAAAACUGUCAUGCCUUCAGUGAAUUUUUUUGGAGACCAGUUGAUUAAUAAUGAAGAUAUGACCGACGACAGCAUCAUUAUAUCAUUUCUGAUUGUUGCCUUAGCUACUUUUCUCUGUCCUAACUCUUCCACAUGUCCAUCCAUAAAGUAUCUAGAUAUUUUUGAGGAUGUCGAUAUGUUGCAUUCUUUUGAUUGGUCAAGUUUCGUCUAUGACUGGCUGAUGAGCUAUGUUAAGAAAUUUCAGAAGACCAAUAGCUUUGGUGGUUGCUUAUAUAUCUGGGCAAUUUUGUAUCUUGAUCAUCGUGACUUUGGUUCAAAAAAUGUGCCGAAAGAUGUUCCUCGUAUAGCUGUUUGGAAGCAGGAUAUGGUGAAGAUUUACUCUGAUUUAGAUGAAAUUGAUGAUGAGAAUUAUGGACCGAGGCCUCUUAAAGAUUUCUCUGAUACAUGUUACUAUAAGCCUGUACAUGUGCAAAAUUCAGAAUCAUUUCGCAACAAGUUGGAUACAGCUAUAGGAGACAAUUUGCCUGCAAAUUUGAAGGACAGCAUAUCUGAUUUGAUGGAUUCUCAUUUUUCAGCAAAUCAUGCCGCAAAGAACAAUUCUUGCGAAGAUGUCUUGAUUAGUGCUUUACAGAUUUUGAUUGAUGCUAGUGCUAGCCAUUUUGUUCGUGCUGCGUACAAUAAUGCUUCUGCUGAAAAUAGAACUAAUACACCUACUGAAAAUGCUAUUCCAAAAUCUUGUGGGAAAGAUUACCCAUCUUCUGAUAGGAAUGCUGAUAUUGAUAUUGAUGCCAAUCUUGAUCAAGGACACGGGGAACACUUGACUAAUGAUUUAGCAGACAAUAAUGUUAUUGAUGCUCCAAAUAUCGUUCAUAGCGAUGGCAGUUUAAAUUGUUGUUGUGAAGGCCAAGCUUUCUGUACUCCUGGUACUGUGUGUCCUCCAAAUUCUAAAAGUUGUGGCAGUGAAUCAAUUAAAGAACCACCUGCUCUUCUUACAAAAAUUGCGAUGGAGUUUAAGUCCAGGUUAGCUGAAUUUAACAACCGUGACAACAGAGGUCACAUUUAUGAUGAGGAUAAACUUGCAUUUGACAUUUUCCAUGAAUACAAUAUUGGCGAGAAUGUUUGCACACCAGAUACUUUGAAAUCACAUACACAUGGCAAAGAAAAUGAAGCACCUGCAAAUCCUGCCACUUUUGCUGGUCCUGAUUAUAUGACUCCACCACUUGGUACAAGAACCAGAUUGAACAAUAACACUUAUAGAAGACAUGCUAAUCUGAACCCCUCUCAAAUUGGCAUGAAGAGAACAUUCCAAGAUUUAACUAACUCACCAAAUGACAUUUGCAAUACAACUAAGCAGCUGACAAACUCAUCUCAUGCGUCGAUUCCUUGUAUUAACAAUUCUGGACUUAGCUCUUCUGGUGGUAAAGUGCCUCUGUAUGGGCCAAGGAGGAUUAUACAUCCUGCCAAGCACAGAAGUGACCCAUUUGUUUGUCCAAGGCGUCGUUUUGUUGUAUCAGACAAUGCACACAGAUAUUACAAUGCUAUUUGUAGCUUGUCAGAUAGUGAAUAUCAAGACGAGGAUGCUGUUAACAUUGAUAAUGUUCGCAUCUCAUUUUGCAACUUCGGCAAUUCUUUGAAAAAGGGAGGAGAUGUUAAUGGAUUUGUGAUCUCUGCAUUUUGCCAGUCCUUGUUUCACAAAAACCAUCCAUCCAAAUCCAAGAAGAACUACUUUUUUCCUUCCAUUGGUGACAUGCUAAUAUCACAUCUUAACUCUAAAGAGCUAGCAAAAAUUGAGAAAUCCUUCCAAGGAGCAGCAAUGGUAAGAAUAUUGCACAAAUGCGAUUUGCUUUUCUUUCCCAUUUGUUACCUGGAGCAUUGGUUCCUUUUUGUGGUGGAUAUAAAAGACAGGAUGCUUGUAUUUCUUGAUUCUUUGCAUGAAAAGGAUGAUCCAUAUUUUGAUCCAAUCAUGGAUUUGAUGAUAAGCAAUCUACAAAAUGCUUGAGAUGAAGCUGAAGAAAGUGCUAUGGAUUUCAACAGUUUUGAGAUAUUUUUCCCACCUGUUCCUCGCGAAGAAAACAAUGCUGAUUCUGGUAUAUUUGUGAUGAAAUCCAUCGAACUCUGGUCUCCAAGAUCUCUAUUGUGUAAUGAGUUUGACAAAAGUGACAUCGACAUAAUCCGCAUUCAGCUUGCUAAUAAGAUUUUCUUCAACGAAAAAAACAAAAUGCUACAAACUGAGACUGAACAUUUGGUUCAGAGUUGGGCCAGUAAAGGAAAUUUGUCAUGUGCUGGCAAACGUGAUCAAGUUUGAAGAUUCUGGAUUUUUGCUCUGUAGAAUUGAAAUGUAUAGGUUACAAUGUUCUUAGGAGGCUUCCAGUAUUGCCACAUAAUAUUUUCCAUGUUUAGAAAAUAGCAACCAUAUUGAAAUGGUUCAUGCCAAGUACAAUGAUGUCAAACUCAGUACUAAAUAUAUAGAACAUCCACUGUUACAUGA
Molecule: messenger RNA, 3388 nt
Organism: Oryza sativa Japonica Group (Japanese rice)
Lineage: Eukaryota; Viridiplantae; Streptophyta; Magnoliopsida; Poales; Poaceae
Source: RefSeq, a predicted model, not a curated record